CUAAUAACAUUGGCUGUUUGUCCUCAAAGGUUUUUCAUGUAUAGAAAGAUGCUGCUGACAUUUCACCAAGGCAGUUGUGUUCUAUCUUAAAAUGUAGCAAAUAGGAACUGGAAACUGCAGUACAUGUGAACAGGGAGAACUCUUCCACAGUCAUGUUAUGGAGGCAGGCCUGUCUGAGAGGACUUUGAGCCUGACUGUCAGGACACCCAGUAAUUGCAGCCACCAGAGGAAAUGGAUAUGAGGUGGGGGUGAAAAAUGGGUAAGGAACAGCUUGACAUUCAGUUCAGGAAGAAGAUGCAGGCAUGGUAAGAGGUUACCUUGCAGAAGGAACGUGGCUUGAGAAACUUGAUGUGAAAUCCACGCUGUUAACCCUGCCAUCAAGAUUUGCAGACUGAAAGCAUUUCUUCUCUAGUUCACCUCGAAGUCAAUAUCAAGAUACUUUCAGAAUGUCUAGCAAAGAAGUGAAGACUGCUCUAAAAAGUGCAAGAGAUGCCAUCAGAAACAAAGAAUAUAAAGAAGCUUUGAAACAUUGCAAGACAGUGUUAAAACAAGAGAAAAAUAACUAUAAUGCCUGGGUUUUUAUUGGUGUUGCUGCAGCUGAGCUAGAGCAGCCUGAGCAGGCCCAGGGUGCCUAUAAGAAAGCUGCCGAACUGGAGCCAGAGCAGCUACUCGCUUGGCAGGGGCUAGCAAGUUUGUACGAGAAGUGUAAUCACGUAAAUGCUAAGGAUGAUUUACCUGCUGUUUACCAGAAGCUGUUGGAUCUCUAUGAAAGUGUUGACAGGCAGAAGUGGUGUGAUGUCUGUAGGAAGCUCGUGGAUCUGCAUCACCAGGAAAAGAAAUACCUAGAGGUGUCUCGGACAUGGUAUAAAUUGAUAAAGAUACGUCAAGAAGAUGGAGCAGAUAAACAAGAGCUUCAUGAGCUGUGGAGAAAAUUGACACAGUUGCUGUCUGAGAAUAUAGAAGAUCAGAAUAAUGAAACACAGCAGAUGCUUUUAACUGCCUUUGAGAAUGCACUGGACUUAGCAGAGAGUAUUCCCAGUGAAGAUCACCAAGUACUUUACAGGCAUUUCAUUGAGUGCUUAUCCAAAUUUCCUCACGAGGCAACUAGGUUGAAGAAGGCCUGUGAAGAAAUGAUAACUAUCUAUCCUACCGCUCAGUAUCCACUAGAAGUGAUUUGUUUGUACUUAAUUGAGUCAGGGAGUCUGAUAGAUGAAGGACAGCAAUAUUGUUGUAAAUUAGUGGAAAUGAAUCCAAAAAGCGGUCCAGGCCUCAUUGGCUUAGGUGUUAAAGCUUUACAAAACAAGAAGUAUGAAGAUGCUGUUAAUCACCUAACCGAAGGCCUGAAAGAAAGCCCUCUCUGCAUAACUGCCUGGUGUCAUCUAGCGGAAGCCCAAGUCAAAAUGCACAGACCCAGGGAAGCCAUUCUUUCUUGCAAUCAAGCUCUGAAGACUAUAGAUAAUGUCGGUGCGUCAGGUGCCCGUCUUCAUCAGAGGAAUCUUUGUCUUCGUCUGAAAGCAGAAGCUCUGCUUAAACUCUCCGACUGUGAAUCUUGGGAGGAAGCAGUUCGCACUCUUGGUCAGGUUUCGGAUGCAGAUAAGACCCCAGGACUGCUGGUUCUCCAAGGCCUGGCUCAUCUGAACAUGGGCGCUGUAGGCGAGGCUAUGAAGAUCAUGGAAGACCUUGUGGCCUCUCACCCUGACCUAGCCAAGGUUCAUGCUCUUCAGGCUGCGGUUCAUUUUACUAAGAAGGACUACCUGCAAGCAGAAACAUGUUUCCUGAGAGCACUUGAGAAAGACCCGGAAGUUGCUGACUAUCAUUUCCAGCUUGGGUUGACGUACUGGUUGAUGGGUGAAGAAACAAGGACAGAUAAAGCAAAGGCUCUUACCCACUUCCUGAAGGCUGCGAGACUGGAUGCCUACAUGGGUAAAGCUUUCUGCUACCUAGGCCAUUAUUACCGAGAUGUGGCUGGAGACAGAAGCAGAGCCCGAGGGUGUUACAGGAAAGCUUUUGAAUUAGAUGACAUGGAUGCUGAGUCUGGAGCUGCGGCAGUUGACCUCAGUGUGGAGCUGGAAGACAUGGAAACUGCUUUAGGUAUCUUAACAGCAGUAACUCAAAAGGCAAGUGCUGGAGCAGCAAAGUGGGCCUGGCUUAGGCGAGGACUCUACUAUUUGAAAGCUGGUCAACAUUCUCAAGCAGUGGCUGAUUUACAGGCCGCUUUAAGGGCAGACCCAAAGGACUACAAUUGUUGGGAGUCAUUAGGAGAGGCAUACUUAAGCAGAGGUGGCUAUACAACAGCCUUGAAAUCCUUCACAAGAGCCAGUGAGCUGAACCCAGACUCCACAUACAGUGUGUUUAAAGUGGCAGCAAUACAGCAAAUCCUGGGCAGGUACACGGAGGCCAUUGCUCAGUAUCAGCUGAUCAUUGAAAAAAAAGAGGACUAUGUACCUGCCUUAAAAGGAUUGGGUGAAUGCUAUCUGAUGAUGGCCAAGGCGGCCUUAGUGGACUUUCUGGAUGGAAAAGGUGUUGACUACGUGGAGAAAGCACUGGAAUAUUUCACUUGGGCUCUGCAGCACCGAGGCGAUGUGUCUUGCCUGUGGAAGCUCGCUGGGGACGCCUGCACCAGUCUGCAUGCUGUUUCACCAUCUAAAGUGCGUGUACGUGUCUUAGGCGUCCUUCUUGGUCAGCAAGAAGGAAGAGAAGUAUUAAAGAAAGAUGAGCUCCUGCAUCUCGGAGGAAGGUGUUAUGGUCGAGCAUUAAAGUUGAUGUCUACAUCGAAUACAUGGUGCGAUCUUGGAAUUAAUUACUAUCACCAAGCACGACAUUUGGCAGAAACUGGCAGCAACAUGAAUGACCUUACAGAGUUACUGCAGAAAUCUUUGCAUUGUCUGAAAAAGGCAGUGAGACUGGACAGUGAAAAUCACCUAUAUUGGAACGCACUUGGUGUGGUUGCAUGCUACCGUGGUAUUGGCAAUUAUGCCCUUGCUCAGCACUGUUUCAUCAAAUCAAUCCAGGCAGAACAAAUUAAUGCUGCUGCUUGGACCAACUUAGGAGUGCUCUACCUUGCGACUGAAAACAUUGAGCAAGCUCAUGAAGCUUUCAAAAUGGCUCAGUCCCUUGAUCCAUCUUACUUAUUGUGCUGGAUUGGACAAGCUCUUAUUGCAGAGAGAAUUGGAAGUUACGACACCAUGGAUCUCUUCAGGCACACUACAGAGCUCAGUAUGCAUACUGAAGGAGCAAUAGGUUAUGCAUAUUGGGUUUGUACAACUUUACAAGAUAAAAGCAACAGAGAGACAGAGCUUUACCAGUACAACAUCCUGCAGAUGAAUGCUGUCCCUGCAGCACAGUGCGUUCUCUGCAAAUAUGUGGGAAGAAUUCAGAAUUACGCUCCAGCUUUCUCAAUGUUGGGUUAUUUAAACGAGCAUCUGCAGUUGAAGAGGGAAGCAGCAGAGGCAUACCAAAGGGCAGCUGCGCUGUUACAAUCUGCCGAAGACCAACAUACUUACAAUGUUACAGUGAGAAACUGGGGCAGAUUAUUAUGCUCCAUUGGUGAAUAUGACAAAGCUAUCCAGGCCUUUAAGUUAACGCCCCUUGAGGAACUGGAGGACCUCAUAGGUUUUGCACUGGCAUUGUUUAUGAAGGGACUAUAUAAGGAGAGCAACAAAGCCUAUGAGAGAGCCUUGAGUGUUGUUAAAUCAGAGCAAGACAAAGCUCAUAUUCUGACAGCUCUGGCAAUAACAGAAUACAAACAAGGAAAAAUGGAUGCAGCUAAGUCGUUGCUUUUCAAAUGCUCUAUUUUAAAGGAACCGACCACAGAAAGCCUUCAAGCACUAUGUGCUCUAGGGUUGGCAGUGCAGGACAUUACACUGUCAAAAGCAGCACUUAAUGAGUUGCUGAAGCAUAUCAAACACAAAAACGAUUAUCACAGAUGCCUUCUCACGUCAGCAAUUUAUGCACUCCAGGGCCGCACUGUGGCAGUGCAAAGGCAGGUGUCCAAGGCUGUCCACAGUAACCCCGCUGACCCUGCUCUUUGGUCCUUGCUAUCGCGAGUUGUGGCUCAGUACACUCAACGGAAUGCAAAGGGAGGGGCUGUAGCUGGCAGUGUGGCUCAUAUUCUGGAUUCAAAUCAUGGAAAGAAGGCAUUGUUAUAUACUGCAGUAAACCAGUUGGCCAUGGGAAGCAGUACAGCAGCAGAGGAAAAUAUUGCUCUAAAGACCAUUCAAAAGGCAGCUUUUCUUUCUCCAGAUGACCCUGCUGUCUGGGCUGGGCUGAUGGCAGCCUGCCAUGCUGAUGAUAAACUGGCUUUGGUCAGCCACUCGCAGCCAAAAAGAGUAGAUCCGUACUUGGCAUUGCUUUCUGCUGUGUCUGCCUCACUUAAGAACACGGAAAUCUUGAAAAGUUACAACCAGUCACUUGAAAAGUGGUCUCUCUCACAAGCUGUCACUGGUCUAGUAGACACAGGAAAAACAUCUGAAGCUGAGUCUCUGUGCACAAAGAAUUUAAAAAGUAACCCUGAUCAGCCCGCUGUAAUCUUACUGUUAAGACAAGUUCAGUGUAAAUCACUCCUGGAGUCUCAAAAGCCCCUCCCCGAUGCUGUGCUGGAAGAACUGCAGAAAACAGUCAUGUCCAAUUCUACCUCUGUUCCUGCGUGGCAGUGGUUGGCACAGGUGUAUCAGUCCCAAGGAAUGAUGGGUGCUGCAGAGAUGUGUUACAGAAAGAGUCUACAAGUGGCAUCCCAACAGGACAGCUGGAGUGGGAAGCUCUCCAGUCUGCUGAAGCUGGCACUGCUCGCGCUGGAAGUGUGCAUGGCUAAUGUUUCGGGUGAUCACUGGUCGUCCUUGGUUCAAGAGGCCACAAGUGAGGCCUUGAAAGUUUGCUUUUGUCCUCUGGCUGUCUUCUUGCAAGCUUUGUUGCAGUUCAACCGUAAGAUGGGAGCAAGAGAGACGCGGAGACUUUUGGAGAGAGUAGUGUACCAGCCUGGAUACCCCAGCUCAAUUGUAUCAACUGCACGUUGGUACCUCUUGAGACACCUCUAUGCGAAAGAUGACCAUGAGCUCAUUGACGUUUUGGUGAAGAAUGCGGAGACUCACGGUGAUAAAAGAACCUUGGAACUGAAUCAGAAGCUGUCCACACAGUGAUCGUGGACUGGGAGGCAGCAAGGAAUCGAAGAUAACACUGAGGAAUGAAGCAGUAAAUCAAGAGUUCUCACCAGAACAGUGUAUUUUAAAACUGUAGUUGUAUGAGCUGGGUGUGGGGGUGCACACAUUUAACCCCAGCACGUGGGAGGCAGGGGUAGGUGGAUCUCUGUGAAUUCCAAGCCAUCCUGAUCUACACAGAUUUCCAGGCCAGCCAUCAGUACACAGUGAAUCCCAUCUUGAAAAAAUAAAAACAAAUAAAUUUAAAACUAUAGUUUUAAUCAUCCAUUGCUUUCCCCUCUUUAUUUUGUUAUUACCAUUUUUAAUCUACAGAAGUUGAAGUUCUUAAGUUAGGGGUGUAGCUCCAGUAAGCCUUGAUCUGCUCUAACCUUCAUGACAUCUUUGACUUGGCCCAUGAAGAAAGUUAAAACCUUGAUUUCCUUAGUUUUAACAGUUACUUACUAACUGUUAUUUUUUGUUUCCAAGACAGGGUUUCUGUCUGUAGCCUUGGUUGCCCUGGAACCCAGAGAUCCAACUGCCUCUGACUCCCAAGUUCUGGGAUUAAUGGAAAAUUGGGGGAAAUGAUUUUGAUAAUAUUUAAUUAUUCAUGCAGUUUCUUUGUUCAUGAUGAAAAGAUGUGGACUACCUGAAAUAAAACAAAAAUCAUGUCCUAUUUUUUUAUAUUAUCAAUAUGAAACAUAGUUUUUAAGUUUUGGGUUUUAAAACCUAAAAGAGUUCCUGUUGUUUCCUAAAAAGAAUUCAUAUAUUUAAACAGUCUGGAUGUCACUUGCUUUGGAUUGUGGUUUUCAGUGUUCCGGUGGGCAUGGUGGUGCAUACCUUUAAUGCCAGCACUUGGGAACAGCGCCUUGCGGAUCUCCAUUUGAUAAUAGCCUGUUCUACAUAGAGUUCCAGGCCAGCCAGAGCUGUAUACUGCGAUCUUGUCUCAACAGUCUUUCUCAGAUGUAAACAUUUAUUGUACAGAGGUAUGUGGCAGUAUAAUUUUGUAUGUGGUUUUUAUUAGCCCACAAGCUCAUUGUAUUUUGUGAAAUCGUAUAAAUUGGUAAUAUCCCUUAAUUAAACUGUAUGUCAGGUUAUUCUCGUAGAUAGAACUUCACCUGGUAUUUUCCAGUUGUGGUGGAGUGUUGUGAUCACUGACAGCUAUUCCAUCAGAAACCUUAGGAUGGGAGGGCUCUCUCUGCUUUCUGAUGGAGUCUGAGGAAGUCUAUCAACAUGUUUGCAGAUCUGACACAUACAUUCUCCUUAUUUCUUCCUCCUUCUCCUUUUAAGCUGAUCCAGCGUGUAUAGCAUGACCCAGCCAGAGGUGCCCUGGGAAGGCUGCUGUCAGCUGUAUUAGACACAGUCCCUGCUGUCCACCUGCUUUAUAGGGUCCCAUGUGCUUCACAGUUAGAUUAUGUGACCAUGUUUGGUUUAGAAAAUGUAUUCACUUAAGAUUUGUGUACUGAAGAUCACUCAUGGACUGUUUAGCCUUUUCACACAGUCAAGUGGUGACCUUUGGAUUCUUUUGCCAAUUCUGCCUUCCGUGGACCUGAGUUUUCUGGAAAUCAGGAUCGUCAAAGCCAAUUCAUUUCAUUCUUUUUUGCAUUUAGAAUGUGCACAUGCAUUUUAUUUUGUGCCAAAAUUGGAAUCAUCUUUCUUCAUCUUCUCCUUCAAUAUUGGUGUUAAGCCACAUUCUUAAAGGCACUUUGAAACAAAUCAACAUUAUAAAACUGUGGAAAAUGAAUUAAAUUAAAGCUAAUUUCUCCAAGGACUGA
Meriones unguiculatus (Mongolian gerbil) is the source of this 6904-nucleotide messenger RNA. RefSeq names its product SKI3 subunit of superkiller complex (gene Skic3). Gene Ontology annotation, cellular component: Ski complex. The transcript has 44 exons. The record is from RefSeq and is a predicted model, not a curated record. Bases 447 to 5135 code for a protein of 1562 amino acids. NCBI's taxonomy places the organism in Eukaryota, Metazoa, Chordata, Mammalia, Rodentia, Muridae. Gene Ontology annotation, molecular function: protein binding.